Messenger RNA from Drosophila eugracilis, 598 nucleotides. RefSeq names its product bolA-like protein DDB_G0274169. The record is from RefSeq and is a predicted model, not a curated record. Bases 45 to 497 code for a protein of 150 amino acids. The transcript is spliced from 2 exons. Gene Ontology annotation, cellular component: mitochondrion. NCBI's taxonomy places the organism in Eukaryota, Metazoa, Arthropoda, Insecta, Diptera, Drosophilidae.
GUUUAUGUAAUUGUGAACAGCUGUGCGAGAAGAAUACUGGAACCAUGUUAAAUCUGACACUCCGCCGUUUAGCUGGAGUUUCCUCGCGAAACCUGAAUCAACUGACACCCACAAGUUGCAACUUGGUACUGAAACUCUCUAAAGCCAACAUGUCGCAGGAGGCGGGACAGUAUCCGCCCAUUGAGUUCGCCAUGCGAAAGGCCCUGACAACAGAACUGAAGCCGGUCUACCUGGAGGUCAUAAACGAAUCACCGCAGCAUAACGUUCCCAAGCGGUCGGAGUCCCACUUUCGAGUGUAUGUCGUCUCGGAGAAGUUCAACGAUCUGUCUCUUAUCAAGCGUCAUCGACUUGUCAAUGAUACGGUAAAGAAUGCCCUAAAAGCAGCCGGUUUUGAGUUCAUGCAUGCCCUUUCUAUCGAGGCAAAAACACCCAAGCAGUGGGCACCCGAGCAACAGCCUGAGAAGAGUCCGCCGUGCAUGGGAGGCCACGGAAAGUAAACCCAGAAGAAACAGAAUCGAAAUCUAUGUACAAAGGACCUACUUUACUACUCACAAAACCAGCUUAAGCAAAAAAUACAACCGAAUCACCUAUGGAAAAA